CGCCCCGGAAGCGUUUCUAGGUGACGGCCGCCCCGUCCCGGCAGUGUCGCGGCAGCAGCAGCCGAGCGGGAGCCGCUAUGGAGCACAUCCGCACCACCAAGGUAGAACAAGUGAAAUUACUAGAUAGGUUCAGCACGAGCAAUAAGUCUCUGACGGGAACUCUAUACCUCACAGCAACACAUCUGUUAUUCAUAGAUUCAAGCCAGAGAGAAACGUGGAUAUUACAUCAUCACAUUGCAGCUGUGGAAAAACUUCCCUUGACUACAUCUGGCUGCCCCCUUGUCAUCCAGUGCAAGAAUUUCAGGAUAGUUCACUUUGUUGUUCCCAGAGAAAGAGAUUGUCAUGACAUCUAUAACUCUUUGCUUCAGCUGUCAAGAACAGCAAAAUACGAAGAACUAUAUGCCUUCUCCUAUAAUCCAAAACAAAAUGAAUCAGAGCAAGUCAAAGGUUGGCAGCUUAUUGAUCUAGCAGAAGAAUAUAGGAGAAUGGGAGUGCCAAAUGCUAACUGGCAGUUGUCUGAUGCAAAUCGUGAUUAUAAGAUUUGUGAAACCUAUCCUAGAGAACUUUAUGUUCCCAGAACUGCAAGCAAACCCAUAAUUGUUGGCAGCUCCAAGUUCAGAAGCAAAGGAAGAUUCCCAGUGUUGUCAUAUUAUUAUAAAAAUAAAGAGGCUGCAAUUUGCAGAUGCAGUCAACCUCUCUCAGGUUUCAGUGCCAGGUGCCUGGAAGAUGAGCACAUGUUGCAAGCCAUCAGUAAAGCAAAUCCUUCAAAUCGCUACAUGUACGUCAUGGACACCAGGCCAAAGCUUAAUGCAAUAGCAAACAGAGCUGCUGGUAAGGGCUAUGAGAAUGAAGACAACUACUCUAACAUUAGGUUCCAGUUUGUUGGCAUUGAAAAUAUUCACGUAAUGAGAUCCAGCUUACAGAAACUUCUGGAAGUCAGUGGCACAAAAGGUUUGUCUGUCAAUGACUUUUUGUCUGGUUUGGAGAAUUCGGGAUGGUUGCGUCACAUCAAAGCUGUGUUGGAUGCUGCUGUCUUCCUAGUGAAGGCAGUAGCGGUUGAGAGCGCAAGUGUAUUGGUGCAUUGCUCGGAUGGCUGGGACAGGACUUCCCAAGUCUGCUCUCUUGGAGCUCUCUUGCUAGAUUCCUAUUACAGAACAAUCAGAGGAUUCAUGGUCUUGAUAGAGAAAGAUUGGAUCUCUUUUGGGCACAAGUUCUCCGACAGGUGUGGUCAGUUGGAUGGUGAUCCAAAAGAAAUCUCACCUGUGUUCACCCAGUUUUUGGAAAGUGUGUGGAAUCUGACUGAACAGUUCCCACAAGCCUUUGAAUACAAUGAAGCUUUCCUCCUUCAGAUCCAUGAACAUGUCCAUUCCUGCCAAUUUGGUAACUUCCUUGGGAACUGCCAAAAAGAGCGAGAAGAAUUAAGAUUAAAAGAAAAGACUUAUUCCCUGUGGCCGUUCCUUCUGGGUGAGCAACAGAAAUACCAGAAUCCUCUGUAUAAUCCAGACUUUUCUCCAGAACUAAGUCUUUUGGAGCCUAAUACAGUAUCAUUCAAUUUUAAGUUUUGGAGAAAUAUGUACCAUCAAUUUGAUCGAAGUAUGCAUCCCAGGCAAUCUGUGCUCAAUCUUAUAAUGAACAUGAGUGAACAAAAUAAACAGCUGGAGGAAGACAUUAAAGAACUGGAAGCUAAAAUAAAACGGAGAAACGGGCAGCCAGAUGCAGCUCUUGUGAAAGAACAGCAGCAGCCUGCACAUCCUGCUCCCACGGCACUGAAGACCCCUCCGUGCUUCAGGAAGGAGCAGCCCCUGCUCCCUGUCAAUGAUGCUGUAAGAACUAUAGAGGGCAGCAACACAGCAGACAAUCGCUACAGUGAAUUCGUGGAAGAAUUCUCGAAAGCUGAGCCUGCUGUUGUCAGCUUGGAGUUUGGAGUGGCCAGGAUGACCUGCUAAGUAAAUCUGGCACUGUGCUCCUCUUCCAGACUGAUUGAAUUAAGAAAUGGAUUGUUUUGAGGAUGGGUCUGUGCUGCAUGACCAAAACAUGAUUUGUAUAUCAGCAAAUUUCAUUAACAUAGACUAGAACAGCAUGCUAGUUGUCAAGUGUUUGCUGUUCUGUUAAGGAAUAAAAAGUGCUAGCUGUCUUUUAAAAGAAGUAGGGGCAUUUGGUAAGUAGCAACUGAAAAUCAAGGAAUGGCAUGUCUUUGGAGUGAAGACAGUUUGCACUAAAUUCAGUAUAGGAAAACCCAAGUGGUCUUUCAUUAAUUGAUUUGUGCAAGAAAACUUGAACUUUCUAUUUUAGGAACUGAAGCUACGUGUAUAUAUCACAUGCUAUGAAUAUGUAUACCCUUGUUUAAUGUCACACAGUACUAACUUUGAGUUUAUUAAGUGCCAUGAAAAGUAUGAAAUGGUUCAAAUCGUAAAUAGUUGGCCUUAAACCUGUCAAAUUAAUGCUAUUGUUGUCCUUUACUAUUGCAGUCUACAUGACUCUGUUUACAUUGUAUUUGCUUAAAUUAUUUCCUUAAAACAGGACCGAAUAUGAGGAAGGAAGCAUGCCUAAGCUGGCACAAACUUUCAGCAAAUAACUGUAUGAAUGUUAACUUACCACUGAAGACUGUUCUGCCUUCCAUUUCCUCUGUUGUUUAAAACAUAAUAGGUUGGCCUCAUUUUCCUUUCUGGCAGCUCAGUUGACUGAGCAUCACUGAAGCUGUGGGUUGUCUGACCUUAGAGGUUUUGAUUUGUGACAAGGUAUUGAAGUGGUACAGUCAAUCGUGUCAUGUAAGGAAACUAAAUUUAGCCAAUAACUGAAUAGUCAGGUUCAUUUGGAUUAAUUACUAGUGUGCAGUUGUUCUGGUUGCAAGAAUGGAAGAAGUUUUAGAAGUGUAAUCUACUGACCCUGUCACUAAGUAAAAGAAGUUAUGUGUGAAGCUUGUGAGAAAGUGAGUGCCUCCUAAAUCUUUCAUUAGAAGAAAAUUUUAGUUACUAGUGAACUCCCCUUUUCUUCUUCCAAAAGUUGUCCAACUUGUGAAUGUUUUAAGUAUGGAGAUUUUUAUAUAAACAGACAGAGGGCAAAAACUUCUAGCAGGAUGCAGUAGAGAUCAUGGGACAUAAGAAACAAGUGGGAAACUUAGCUUUGUAAGCCUAGUGACAUAUCCAUUACCUUCUACUAGGGGAAAAGGUUCUUGCUGAAGAUUGUAUGAUAAUGGAUUUUCUAAGCAGAUAACAGAACAAGGAAAUAAAGUGCUGGUGCCUCUCUCUUAAGUAGAGGUAUUAGGAUCCUGGGGUAUGAGGGUUGAUUAAUGCUACUGACCUUUUGUCUCUGCUCUUAAAUAAUUUUUGAUGACAAGUGAAAAUGAGUUUGUUCUUAUUCUGAUCCCCAAGACUCUUGUUAAAAUGCUGGUGUGCCACACAAUUUGACAUUAUUGGCACCAUUUCCCUCUGCACCAUAUUGGGUCCAGGACUGUAUUAACAAGGCCAGUAUAAGUCAUGAUCAAGUUGUACUUGUGAAGUUGUCUGGGAGAAAUUAACCAUGACUCCUUUAUUUGAGUGUUAGUUCACCCAUUUCACUAAUUGGUUUUUUUUAGAGCCUAUAAUAAACCUAAAAAAGGUUCAUAAAUAUGUUUAUCCCUGAAGAUGUUAUCAUAAUAUCAUAUUUAAAAUACAUUAUCCAGUCAUUUAAACAUAUUUAGAAUUUCUUCACUACAGGUUUUGAUAGUUUCACGUUUGUAUAGUGGUGCCUUACAGGGUUGCAGCAAGAGGUUUUUGUGCCUUGUUGUUUGUCUCCCCUUCUCCCUCUCUGUAUCAACUUGGUUCUGUGGCUUUCAUGUGGAAAAAUAUCUUGUAUAUUAAGCUAAUAUUGUAUCACAGUAGUGAAAUUUACUGCUGAUAAUACAGCUAAUUUAAUCCAUUUGUACUUGUUUUAAUAUUUAGCUGCUCUGUUGUGCCAUGUACACUUUUCAUAUUUAUUGUUUAAAGUUUAUAGACUAAAGAUUAUAUUAAGCUUUUCUGCAAAUGUUGCUGUAUGCUGUUUUUACUUUAACAACCUUCUGAGUGCCCCUGUAUACAAGGCAUUUGAAGAGAAGUUCUGUUCCCUUUCAGUACUGCUAAAAUGAGUUUUAUUGCAGUCUUCAGGCCUUUUUCAUUGGCAGAGUUAACUUAUAAAAAUGCAUCCCAAUUCCUUUUGCUAUUAAAUCAAGGUAGGCAUGUUAGGUCAGCUUUAAAAUGCCAUCAAGCUUUCUGCUUGGACAUAGAACCUGUUUCUUCAAAAUGAAAACAUAAUACUUCCUGAAGUAAACAUUUUAUUCUGGCUAAUAUUUGAAUAGAGUUUUAUAAGGAUAUUUUGUAGAGCUGUCUUACAAAGUCCAGAUAGCUCUGCCAACUCAGCCCCCAGUCAGGGAAGUUCCUGUAGAGAGGCAGCUGUCUCCUCUCAUUUGCUGUUCGGGCUUAAACCAGAACUACAUAACGCACAUGGGAUUUGUGGUGAAGUGAAGUAAAUAGAUGGUAGCAAAGUUAGCUCCUACAGAAACCUGGGCAAGAUGGCCAGGAUUUAGCACAAUGGGGCUGUUCUUUGUCCUUCCAGAAGGGUUUAAAAAACAUCAAGCAGGUUGACUAAAAAUCUGUGGCAGAGGUAUUCUGGGGCCAUGAGGAGUUUUAAUUGUUAUUUUGGUGAAAGAAUCCUAGAAUGGUUUGGGUUGAAUCAUCCAGUUCCAACCCCUCUUGUAGGGGCAGGGACACCUCCCACUAUACUCAAAGCCCCAUCCAACCUGGCCUUAAGCACUUCCAGGGAUGGGACACCCUCAAUUUCUCUGGGCAACAUGUGCCAGUGUCUCACCAGCCUCACAGGAAAGAAUUUCUUCCUAAUGUCUAAUCUAAAUCUAUCCUUUUCCAGUUUAAAGCCAUUCCCCUUCAUCCUAUUGCUCCAUGGCCCCAUAAAAGACCCUCUCCAGCUUUUCUGUAGUCCCUCUUCAGGUACUGAGCCUUUCUUCAUCAUGAAUGUGCUGCUUCAAGGACAGAUACAUUACUGAAAGGUCUCUGAAACAGAUCAAAAUAGUGAGCAGAACUCCUGUCAUGUUGCAGCUUUACUGUCUAUUUGGAACACUGACUGGGUUGCUUGGGAAUACAAUGACCCAGAUAGAAAGUUGCUGUAGUUGAUUUUGAUCCAUCAGUUGCAAGCCUUUGGCACCUGUCAACUCUGUGCUUCAUCUUGAGAAAGUCUAGGUAAAGUUUAGGUGUUUUCUGUUUUGUGCUGUUCUUGAGCUUUUCUCUCCAAUCUAAAUGCUACAAAAGAGAAAUAAUUCCUUUUAAUUAACCAAGCUGAUAGUCUCACUUGAGCAACUACAACUGAUUUCACUUUUGUAAUCCAGGUGAUUUGAAAUAUUUCUUCCAGUGUUAUCAAAAGAGUUUGGCUUAUUUUUGAGAGGCUUCCUUUUGUCAUAAUGUGUUCUUCCACCCAAGUUUAAAUAUCCACCUGUUCUGUUUUGCAUGAUGACUGCCAAAUAAACAGACUCAGAAAUUAAUUAAGCAACACUGAACUGAGCCCAUGCAUUUAUCCACACAUGUCCAAUUACUAGUGACCUAAAUCUAGGGCAAAAGCCUGAAGUCUGGAGGGCAGAGAAGUGGAACAGCAAUCUUUCCAUAAAACUGCACAUCCCUGUGUGGAACGAAUGCCUUAAUAUAGUGUUUUAGAGGGAAUUCUAUCACGAAUCAAACUGGGAUGGCUUUAUAUGUCCCUUCCUCAGGAUAAGGGCACUGGGAAAGCCUGUCUGAGAAACUGAUGUGUUCUUCCUCUGUAGCUGCUGUUUUCCUAAGGCCUUUUGAUAACGUAACACAUCAGCAACUCUCUGGGGACUUUCUGCUCCCAUUCUGGUAAACUAAGCACAUAACUGGAUGUACAGUUGGGCUGAAAUGGUGCUGGGGUAGCUUGGCUUAACUACUAUCCUCCUAAAGAAGUGAUAUAAAUAAUAUAAAGAAAUUUGAUGCUAAAAUAGCACAGGACACAUGCUACCAACAUCUGUUCUUUAGAGUCCUGCCCUGCUCUUGAGCAAGCAUGGCUAGCAUGAAGGCCUCACAUAAGCAUGAUGAUUGCUUUCUAGAUAGUUUAAUCUGAUUUCCAACUAGAUAAUCCAUCCACAGUGGCAAUUUAUAGAUCUUUAGGUCAUAACUUAAAGGUUGCUCUUAAAACUCUUGUUUAGUUGCUUAUAGUUCUAAACCUGUAGCUGAUCAUAGGCUGAGUACACUGCUUGUGAAAUGUGUAUUAGCCUUUGGGAUUAGGUCUUUAGACUGAAGUCUGCUUUGACUUCUUUCACUGUUUCUGCCACAUGGUCUCGCAAGCCUUGCUUAUUGUGGUUCUUGAUAGCUCUCAGAUGUAACAACCUUCUUAAUGUUUUGGAUGUUUCAAAAACCUGGAAGUAGUGCACCCUUCUCCUGCUAUCCUGAAGGCUGGUAUCAGCUUUAGUGAACAGCAUGGGUGAGCUGAUGUUUGAUCUAGCUAGCUUGACCUGCCUACAUGUAAAAUAGCACUGAAAAUCAGCACAGCAUUUUAAUUCAGUGCUGUAGCUUCUGUAUGCACAAUAUGCUUACGGAAAAGGAUGUAGCUGGGGACCCUUGUCAUAGCAUGCAGCAAGGAACAGAGCCCUGCUGGGGUAUGAGCUGUCAAAAGUAGGUGCAGUGGAGCUGUUGUGAUGUCCAGCAGUGGCUCAGGGACUUGAAGUGGAAGGUCAGAUGCAUGCUGCUUCUGAGAGCAGGUCCCAGAGAAUUCAAUGACCUGGUCUAUUAAAUGUAGCUGAACAAUUCUGCACUGGCAUGAAGCAACAGAAAAUGUAUAUGGAUCUGUGGUUUUUUUAACUACUGGCUUUGAGUACUCAAUGCCCUUGUGGUGACUUUGAAAUUGGGGUUGCAGUAUUUUGUUCUUUUGUAUACAGUAACUUGAGGUCAGUUGUAUGUUUAUAAUUAAGUGGAAUUAUAGUUUCUGACACCUCACUGUGUGUUUCCCAUCUGAAUGACAAGGUUAGCAUGUACAUAUCAAGCUUUAUACCCACAUAGAUUUCUGCUGAAUGCUUUUCUUUCAAGUAUGCAGCCUUGGUGAAGUCCUGUGCUGCCCCACAAAGGCAUUCCUCAUUACCUAGCAUUUCAGAUUUGUUUCCUUGCUCUGUCUUACUGUCACUAUUCAGUUCUACAGUUUAUUUUUAUGGCUGUCUGUCAGCAGUGUCCCUUGACAAACAUCUUCCCAUCAAAGAAAAUGGGUUUUUUCUUUUCCUGUCUCUCAGGGACUUCUACCCCUGAGCUGCUGAACUUGAAAAACACUGCUUGUUCUUUUGGGGCUUCUGAGUGCCUGUUUACUUCCACAGUUGGUUUACUUACACAUUUUAACUUCAGGUCUGGCUAUUAAAGAAUAAAUUUAAAAAGGAUAAAAUUUUGGGUUUUGGGUGUGGCAAAGGGAAAGAAAACUGUUUUCAUUGCAAUGUAUCUGUAAAGACUACCUGUUUCACUGGCAUUUACUGCUCUGUGUAAUGCUCUCUGUACAAAGCCAUUUACCUGUGUGCUGGGAACAUGCUUGAUGUGUAUUCCUGAAGAAACUUUAACAAAUGGAAUUUUGUACUAAGUAUUUUAUUUGUAUGUGUUUUGAAAAUCCAUAAAGCUUAAAAUAAAAUUAUCUUAACAUUGCCAA
Molecule: messenger RNA, 7656 nt
Organism: Calypte anna (Anna's hummingbird)
Lineage: Eukaryota; Metazoa; Chordata; Aves; Apodiformes; Trochilidae
Gene: MTMR6
Product: myotubularin related protein 6
Exons: 14
Coding region: 78-1946 (622 amino acids)
Biological process (GO): dephosphorylation
Cellular component (GO): nuclear envelope
Molecular function (GO): phosphatidylinositol-3,5-bisphosphate phosphatase activity
Source: RefSeq, a predicted model, not a curated record